CUUCUGUCCUGCGCGCGCAGACUCGCGCAAACCCGGAAGCGGAUCGCGUGGAAUGAGGGUCCCUCCGCGGCGCGAUUGACUUCUAAUGACUCUUGAUACGUGAGGAAGAAACCCGGAAGAGGAAGAGGAAAGCAAAGGAGUCAGGAAUGGCUCUUCCUCAGGGUCCAUUGACAUUCAGGGAUGUGGCCGUAGAAUUCUCUCCGGAGGAGUGGAAAUGCCUGGACUCUGCUCAGAGGACUUUAUACAGGGACGUGAUGUUGGAGAAUUACAGGAACCUGGUCUCCCUGGGUGAGGACAACUCCCUCCAGAAGCGGUGAUGUGCCCUUGCGCAUCUCUUCCAAAUGCAUGAUGAAAGAGUUCUCAUCCACAGGGCCAGGCAAUACAGAAGUGUUGCACACAGGGACAUUGGAAACACAUGAAAGUCAUCACAUUGAAAAUUUCUGCUUCCAGGAAAUUGAGAAAGAUAUUCAUGACUUUGAGUUUCAGUGGCAAGAAGAUGAAAGAAAUGGCCAUGAAGCACCCAUGGCAGAAACCAAAGAGCUUCCUAGUAGUACAGACCAAUAUGAUGAAAGGCAUGCUGAAAACAAGCCUAUUAAAGAUCAGCUUGGAUUAAGCUUUCAUUCACAUCUCCCUGAACUCCACAUAUUUCAGACUGAAGGGAACAUUGGUAAUCAAGUUGAAAAAUCUGUCACCGAUGCUUCCUCUGCUUCAGCAUCCCAAAGAAUUUCUUGUAGGCCCAAAACCCAUAUUUCUAAUAACUAUGGGAUUAAUUUCCUUCAUACUUCAUUUCUCACACAAAAACAGAAAGUACACAUGAAAGAAAAAUCUUUCCAAUUUCAUGAGAGUGGCAAAACCUUUAAUUGCAGAUCACUCUUAGGGAAACAUCAGGUAAUCCAUUUAGGAGAGAAAAAAUAUGAAUGUGAUGUAUGUGGCAAGGUCUUUAAUCAGAAGCGAUACCUUGCACGCCAUUGUAGAUGUCACACUGGUGAGAAACCUUACACAUGUAAUGAGUGUGGCAGGACCUUCAGUCAGGCGUCAUACCUCACCUGCCAUCGUAGACUUCAUACUGGAGAGAAACCUUACAAGUGUAAUGAGUGUGACAAGACCUUCAGUUGUACGUCAUCACUUACAUCCCAUCGUAGACUUCACACUGGAGAAAAACCUUACAAAUGUAAUGAGUGUGACAAGACCUUCAGUCACAUGUCAUCACUUACGUCCCAUCAUAGACUUCACACUGGAGAAAAACCUUACAAGUGUAAUGAGUGUGGGAAGAACUUCGGUCAAAAUUCAGCCCUUGUAAGUCAUAAGGCAACUCAUACUGGAGAGAAACCUUACAAGUGUGAUGAGUGUGGCAAAACCUUUGGUCGAAAUUCAUACCUUCUAUUUCAUAAGACAAUUCAUGCUGGAGCGAAACCUUACAAGUGUAAUGAAUGUGGCAAGGUUUUUAAUCGAAAAUCAAACCUUGCACUUCAUUGUAGACUUCAUACUGGAGAGAAACCUUACAAAUGUGAAGAAUGUGACAAAAUGUUCAGUAGCAAAUCACACCUUAAAAGACAUAGGAGAAUUCAUACUGGAGAGAAACCAUACAAAUGUAAGGUUUGUGACAAGGCUUUCGGGCGUGAUUCACACCUGGCACAACAUACUAGAAUUCACAGUGGAGAGAAACCUUACAAGUGUGAUGAGUGUGGUCAAGCCUUUAGGUAUCAGUCAACACUUACUCACCAUCAAGCAAUCCAUGGUAUAGGGAAACUUUACUAACGUAAUGAUUGUCACCAAGUCUUCAGCAAGGCUACCUCCAUUGCAAAUCAUGGUAGAAUCUAUAACGAAGAGAGAUCUUACAAGUGUAAUAAAUGUGGCAGAUUUUUCAGACAUUGUUCAGACCCUGCACUUCACUGGCAAACUAAUACAGGAGAGAAGCCUUACAGGUAUAAUGGUGUGGCAAGACCUUUGAUCAAAAUUCAGCCCUUGUUAUUGAUAAGGCAGUUAUACUGGAGAGAAACCUUACAAGUGUAAUGAAUGUGGCAAGGUUAUUAACAGUCUAACCUUGCAUGUCAUCUUAGAUGUCAUACUAGUGAGAAACCUUACAAGUGAAAUAAAUACGGCAAGGUUUUUA
This is a messenger RNA of Sapajus apella (tufted capuchin), 2113 nucleotides long. RefSeq names its product zinc finger protein 888-like. The transcript is spliced from 4 exons. Gene Ontology annotation, molecular function: RNA polymerase II cis-regulatory region sequence-specific DNA binding; DNA-binding transcription factor activity. Lineage: Eukaryota; Metazoa; Chordata; Mammalia; Primates; Cebidae. The coding region runs from base 346 to 1758 and encodes 470 amino acids. Gene Ontology annotation, biological process: regulation of transcription by RNA polymerase II. The record is from RefSeq and is a predicted model, not a curated record.